CCGCACAGCGCCCGGCUCGGGGUUCCGGAGGCAGCACCUGGGCCGCGGCUGGCGUCCGGCUGGGGCAGCGCAGCCCGCGCCCCUCGGCGAUGACCUCGGCUGGCGCUCCGGGAGCCCUGCCCGCGGGGACUCCUGAGAGCAGCCUCCACGAGGCCCUGGACCAGUGCAUGACCGCCCUGGACCUUUUCCUCACCAACCAGUUCUCAGAAGCACUCAGCUACCUCAAACCCAGAACCAAGGAAAGCAUGUACCACUCACUGACGUAUGCCACCAUCCUGGAGAUGCAGGCCAUGAUGACCUUUGACCCUCAGGACAUCCUGCUCGCCGGCAACAUGAUGAAGGAGGCACAGAUGCUGUGUCAGAGGCACCGGAGGAAGUCUUCUGUAACAGAUUCCUUCAGCAGCCUGGUGAACCGCCCCACGCUGGGCCAAUUCACUGAAGAGGAAAUCCACGCUGAGGUCUGCUAUGCAGAGUGCCUGUUGCAGCGAGCAGCCCUGACCUUCCUGCAGGACGAGAACAUGGUGAGCUUCAUCAAAGGUGGCAUCAAAGUUCGAAACAGCUACCAGACUUACAAGGAGCUGGACAGCCUUGUCCAGUCCUCACAAUAUUGCAAGGGUGAGAACCACCCGCACUUUGAAGGAGGAGUGAAGCUCGGUGUGGGGGCCUUCAACCUGACAUUGUCCAUGCUUCCUACUAGGAUCCUGAGGCUGCUGGAGUUCGUGGGGUUUUCAGGAAACAAGGACUACGGGCUGCUGCAGCUGGAGGAGGGCGCGUCAGGACACAGCUUCCGCGCUGUGCUGUGUGUCAUGCUCCUGCUGUGCUACCACACCUUCCUCACCUUCGUGCUCGGUACUGGGAACGUCAACAUCGAGGAGGCCGAGAAGCUCUUGAAGCCCUACCUUAACCGGUACCCUAAGGGCGCCAUCUUCCUGUUCUUCGCAGGGCGGAUUGAAGUCAUUAAAGGCAACAUUGAUGCAGCCAUCCGGCGUUUCGAGGAGUGCUGUGAGGCCCAGCAGCACUGGAAGCAGUUCCACCACAUGUGCUACUGGGAGCUGAUGUGGUGCUUCACCUACAAGGGCCAGUGGAAGAUGUCCUACUUCUAUGCCGACCUGCUCAGCAAGGAGAACUCCUGGUCCAAGGCCACCUACAUUUACAUGAAGGCCGCCUACCUCAGCAUGUUUGGUAAGGAGGAGUACAAGCCAUUCGGGGACGACGAAGUGGAAUUAUUUAGAGCUGUGCCAGGCCUGAAGCUCAAGAUUGCUGGGAAAUCUCUACCCACAGAGAAGUUUGCCAUCCGGAAGUCCCGGCGCUACCUCUCCUCCAAACCUGUCUCGCUGCCAGUGCCUGCUCUGGAAAUGAUGUACAUCUGGAACGGCUACGCUGUGAUUGGGAAGCAGCCGACACUCACGGAUGGGAUGCUUGAGAUCAUCACCAAGGCGGAAGAGAUGCUGGAGAAAGGCCCAGAGAACGAGUACUCAGUGGAUGACGAGUGCUUGGUGAAAUUGUUGAAAGGCCUGUGUCUGAAAUACCUGGGCCGUGUGCGGGAGGCCGAGGAGAAUUUUAGGAGCAUCUCUGCCAAUGAAAAGAAGAUUAAAUAUGACCACUACUUGAUCCCAAACGCCCUGCUGGAGCUGGCCCUGCUGUUUAUGGAGCAAGGCAGAAACGAAGAGGCCAUCAAACUCUUAGAAUCUGCCAAGCAAAACUACAAGAAUUACUCCAUGGAGUCAAGGACACACUUUCGAAUCCAGGCAGCCACACUCCAAGCCAAGUCUUCCCUAGAGAACAGGAGCAGAUCCAUGGUCUCAUCAGUGUCCUUGUAGCUUUGUGCAGCAGUUCUGGGCUGGAAGACAAACAGACAGCUGGACAGAGCUCCUGGAAAUGUUUCAAAAGAUCCCCUCCCCCUAGCCUGCCCUGCCCUGCCUUUGGGGUCCACCAGCGCUCCAGUUGGAUGGCACGACAUGGGUAUCCAUGCAGAAGCCAAGCUGGCAUUUUCACCAGUGUGGCCAAGGGCCUUUGCCAAGGGCAGAGCAGGUGGAGCCCUCUGCCUGCCUAUCACACAUACGGGUACUUGCUUUUCACUGUGAUGUUUAAGAGAAUGUAUGAACGGUUUACAUUUUCCUUAGAAAUACAUUGAUGGGAUCACAGUUGGCUUUAAAAACCAACAACCACCCACCACCUGUAAGUCUUUGUCUUCACCUAUUAUCAUCUGGAGGUAAAUCUCUUUAUAUGAUGAGGCCAAAGGGCAAAUUGCUUUUCCAAUUCAGCCAGUUCUCAGCUUGUGUGACUGAAGGGCCUUCAGAGGACCUGAGGAGUGCCUGGGAGAGGCCGAGCCUCAGGCUUCAAUGCUUCUGGGGUUGGGCACGAGGGUGCACACAGACGUCCACCACCUUACUACUCACACGUCAUUUCACUCCUUUUGUAAAUUUCCAGUUUAAAAAUCAAGCAUGUCUUUUUAGUGAGAUAAAAUCUGAGCUCUUGUGUAGAAAAAUCCAUCUCCGCCAGUAGGAAAUGCCAUGGCUUGAUGGAAGAGCUGUGUGGCCCUUUCUUUGCCAAAGCCAGGAAUUUUGGGGGGCAGGAGGAGGUUCUCAGAAUCCAGUCUGUAUCUUUGCUGUAUGCCAAACUGAAACCACUGGGAAUAAUUUAUGAAAGAUAAAAAUCUUCUGUACUUCACUCCAAGGUACAUUUACUUACUGACAGCAUUUUUCUUAGAACUGUUAUUCUUGA
Messenger RNA from Piliocolobus tephrosceles (Ugandan red Colobus), 2724 nucleotides. It is a transcript of the gene TTC39A, whose product is annotated as tetratricopeptide repeat domain 39A. The transcript is spliced from 18 exons. Gene Ontology annotation, molecular function: protein binding. The coding region runs from base 90 to 1820 and encodes 576 amino acids. The record is from RefSeq and is a predicted model, not a curated record. NCBI's taxonomy places the organism in Eukaryota, Metazoa, Chordata, Mammalia, Primates, Cercopithecidae.